Molecule: messenger RNA, 3507 nt
Organism: Anopheles coustani
Lineage: Eukaryota; Metazoa; Arthropoda; Insecta; Diptera; Culicidae
Exons: 4
Coding region: 264-3293 (1009 amino acids)
Source: RefSeq, a predicted model, not a curated record
UAAAACUUACGACAUAGAAGUGAAAAGUGUAUGUGUUGGUGCAUGAUGUGUAGUUGAAAAAACGCAGUAGUUCGAAACGAAGAACAAUUGAGCAUUCUGCGGUCCGCGUCGCAGUAUGAAGUUGAACUUUCAUGCGUGUGCACGUCUUAUGUGAUCGUCAAGUGAUUUUUUUUUAGAAGUCUGUUGGUUACAAGAAAGAUUAAAGAUCUUGGACAGUGACGGCUACUUUUAUCUCAGUGACAAAAAAGUGUUAAGCGUAGAAAAUGGCUGAUCGUGAAACUAUAAACCGUGUUCUGCGACAAAAAGUUCACGAUGAGUUGGACAGGGCUCUCGUUCUGUUGCGCAAAAUUUCUGAUGCGUCAUUCAGAACAACGGUGGAAAAGAGUUAUGAUGAUAUUUUUCGCUGGGUUAAAGAUCGUACAAAAAGGGUGAAAACUGAUUCACUUAAACAACUCUUCAUUGCAACUAACAUUUUGAUAGAAAAAAUGAACUCUUACCUUGGUAUCGUAAAUGGCACCAUAGCAGAAACGAGUCCAGAAAAAUAUGAGAAAGAAUGCACACAUAACCACAAUAUAACAUCCGAUCAUCAAGUAUACCUGGAUCAACAAGUUGGAGAGAAAAACGUUUCUGCCAAUACUACCGUCAUUAAAGAAAGGGUUCAAGCUCAAGCAUGUGCAAAAGAUCAACGACUUGAUGAAGAAAUUCUUGAGAUGGCCAGUGCUUACGAUACUUCGCAUGUUGGUCCACCAAAAAUUAUUGAAUCAGUUGAAGAAAGUAGAGAACGUAUAGCGUUGAAAUAUCCACGCAAAAAAAUCGACUCAGAGCUCUUUAAGAGACCAGAUGCACCACACAAACGUCCUAGUAGCCCACUUUUUCUUCGAAGGCAUGAAAUUCUUCCCCCUAAACAGACUGCUGCGACAUAUGCUGAGCAUAAGAGACAAAUGCAUGCUAAAAGGAUAUGGGAAUCGAGAACUGAAGUUGCUGUCGUUCCGUCACCUUUGGAUCCGCGCAUAGAAUUUUAUAAACGUACACACGAUAAAACUGCUCCGAGAAAUGAGGAAACACCUUUCCAACCACUAACUAAACAUGGCCCGCAAAAUAAUGAAACUCAAAACAUACAGGGCAAUCAGGACAACACGAACCAAGAAAAUGUUCAGUGCAAUGGAAAAUCUAUUGUUGAAAUAUGCACGUCUAAUGAAAUAUCUGAAUCAUUGGAACCGCCAGCAACCCUUACAACAGGCGUAGGUAAUACAGUCAAAAACGUGUUUGGUAAAGUACCGGGAAAAGUAAUAGGUGUUAAUGGUGCUACUAAGCAUACAUCCACUACCGCGGCAUCAAAUGUUAUGGUUGAGGUUCCAAGUGCAACGAGUAAAGGUAGGCAAUCUCGGGAGCUGCACCUUUUAUUGUCAGAUGCAACAGAUUUCCUAGAAAAAUCGACAAGAAGAGAGCAAAGCAAUAAGGCUGACCAACAGCACAAGGUAGCAUCAAAUGUGUUGGAAAAGUUUGGAAUCACACGGGAUGUUAGAGUGGUUUUAGACAAAUAUGACCUUGAAGGCGCCGGAACAGCAUUAAGGCCUAAAUUAAGGCGCCGGAAUAGCAUUUGCUUCGGUACACUUACUAGCUCGUCAGAAUGUAAUUUUGGAAACCUCGAUAAACCAAGCAAAUUGAGCAAUAAUACAUCGAAAAAAAAUACCAUUACGCACUCAAAGGCUCUAGAAGGAGCAAAACCAGCGAGUAAAGCUGGGAAAAAAAAAUCUGAAAUCGUAGUGAAUAAUGAAGUGGUGAAACCAUUGAGUGAAGGUGAUAAAAAACCAUCGGAAAUUGUAGCUAACGAUAAAAGACCGUUAAAUCACGGUGCUACAACUUCAAAACAACAAUGUAAGUCAGGUGCAAAACCCGGCAAUUCUAAAGCUAACGGUAAGCGAAAGAUACAGGCAAAACAAGAUCCAGUUCCUAAAAAACAGCGCCGGGAAACGCUAAAUUGCAGUGAUAAGUCAGUGUUGAAUGAAACUGAGAAACAAUCCACAACUGUUCAGCUACCUGAAUCUGUAUCCAUUGAAGAACCUGUACCUAGUAAAUUCAUGAAAAACAACAGUCCAAAAAUACACUGCAACAGUAAAUAUAUAACUAGUUGCUGCUUAUGCAACUAUCAAGUGGAACAUCAGAUUGAUAUGGUUAAGCACUAUGUUUAUGAGCACCCUGCAAGCGAAGCAUUUGUUAGCCGAGUCACACCCGAAUGUGCCAAAACAAUCAAACAAAAUCCAUUCAAUGUUGUUGGCAAACGAGUUGUUUCAAGACAUGGCCCGAAAACCAUCUCAUUCAGCUGUUUUUUUUGUGAAAAACGUAAUACUCUUCGAGGAAACGACUGGGUACAUCACCUAGUGAGUCAUACAGGGGAGUACCGUUUUCGGUGUCGAGCAUGUCCAGCUAUGGCACGUACGUUAGAUGAGCAAGUGCAGCACGAUGACAUCUGCGGAGACCCUGAGAUGAUCGUUUGUAACGAUAUAACCUUCGAUGAGAACCAUGUGUACGGUUAUAUGUGCGAAAUGUGCAAUUUUGUGCAAAUUCGUCGUUUCAAUAUGGAUAGGCAUCUCCAACGAGAACAUCAUACCGAAGAAACAUCUUGUUUCAAAUUCAGUCUCGUAAAUUACGAGCUUGAUUCAGAAUCCCAGUCCUUCCAUGGCUUAGUAAAAUGUGAACCAAAAGCAGAAGAAAACUGGUUAUGUAAUAGUAGUAUAAUUGUGAAAGAAGAAAAAAUACCCAAUGAGGCGGAGGAGCUGGAGUCUUUAGAAAGUGUUUCCAAACAGAUUGAUUAUCCGAUUUGCAUAGAAAAACAAGAAUUAAUUUUACCCGACGACUGUGAUGAUUCAAAUGACAGUCAGUGUACUCUACCGAUGACCUCAAAUGACGAAGACAGCUGGAACAUUCUUGAUUUGGAAGAAAAUCAAAGCUGUGAUCAACAAAAACAACUAAGUGUAGUUAAAAAAGAAAAUGUUGGCACCGAACAGUGUAAUGUAUUGAACAGUGAAGCUGAAAAUGGACAAACGCUGGUUGAAAAUGUCUGUGAUAAUGGUGAUCCAAAUAACCGAUGGCAAUUAUUUACAAAUUCCAACAUCGCCCAUAAAAUUGUUCUGAAAAGGACAAAUAACCAACGAAACAUUGUAAAGCCUGACUUGGAGCAAGAGUGUAUAAGAAGAGCUGGUACAACGGAGAGCAAUGAAGGUGCACCGAUAACACCUAACGUCCCGUUAAUUCGUGUUCUAAAAUUGCCUGGUGAUAAUUUAUCGCGUUGACGUGGAGGCAUCAUUCUUACAGCAAGAAUUACUGUUAACAACUAAAAUACUCAGUCUACGAAUCAUCACCGUUGUGAUCUUAUGGAAUAUACUACCCAUUGAUGUACUGCCAUUUUAGUUAUGAAAGUGAUUAGAAUACAAUAUUAUUGUUAUGAAUUUUAAAUCACAUGAUUUUCACUUUUUUUUAUGUGGCACGACAUCCCGAAGUGGGACA